AUGUCGAAAGAAAAGUAUCAGAAGCAAUGGGAGGCGAUCUCUCAAAGAAUCGAAAAGGCUAAUUCCGAGUUGUUGUGUCUGACCUAUGGUUCUUUGGUAUCUCAACUUCUUAAGGAUUUCGAGCACGUGGAGGCGAUCAAUCAGCAGCUAGAAAAAAUGGGCUAUAACAUUGGGAUUCGUCUGGUGGACGAAUUCCUCGCAAAGUCAGGAAUUGGCGCAUGCGCAGGCUUCAGAGAAACCGCUGAAGUUAUUGCAAGGCUGGGCCUGCGCAUGUUUCUCGGCGUGUCUGCUGAGGUGGCCUCAUGGGACUCCCAGGAGAAGAGCUGUUCUCUUAUCUUGACAGAAAACCCGUUAACGGACUUUGUAGAGCUUCCCCCGGCACUUGCAAACUUGAACUACUCCAACAUCAUUUGUGGCGUAAUCAGGGGGGCAUUAGAACAGUUGCGGAUGCGGGUCUCGUGCUACUUCGUCAAGGACAUGCUAAAGGGAGACGAUGUCUAUGAAAUCAGACUCGAGCUUAAAGAGCUGAUGAAGGAGGAGUUUGAAGACGACGAUGACCUCUGA
Cyclospora cayetanensis is the source of this 564-nucleotide messenger RNA. Its product is annotated as trafficking protein particle complex subunit 3. Gene Ontology annotation, cellular component: cytosol; TRAPP complex; cis-Golgi network membrane. The transcript is spliced from 6 exons. Lineage: Eukaryota; Apicomplexa; Conoidasida; Eucoccidiorida; Eimeriidae. The record is from RefSeq and is a predicted model, not a curated record. The coding region runs from base 1 to 564 and encodes 187 amino acids. Gene Ontology annotation, biological process: intra-Golgi vesicle-mediated transport; endoplasmic reticulum to Golgi vesicle-mediated transport.